AAUCGCUUCCUUAAUAUUGGCAAAGGCAAACGACAUGAAGAACACAAACGCAAAGUUAACCACACUCGUUGUAGGGUUUCUCGUUCUCAUGAUGACAUUGAUGAAUCUUCCUCAUGCGCUUCAAGGUGGAAACAUAGAUGUAGUUGGAUCCAAAUAUGAAGAUAAUUAUGGUCUUAUGGUGAGCGGAAGUGAUGAACCUCCCUUGAUGGGACGAAAGUUAAAAAGUUCAAAAGCUAUAGAUCAGUCUGCAACAAAGAAAAGAACAGAUUCAGCAAAAGAGAUCGAUAAUCUAAUGAGAGGCGAUUAUUCUUCACGUAUGAAAGGAAAGAAAAGGAGCCCAAUCCAUAAUUGA
This is a messenger RNA of Raphanus sativus (radish), 352 nucleotides long. Its product is annotated as protein GOLVEN 9. Bases 35 to 352 code for a protein of 105 amino acids. The transcript has 3 exons. The record is from RefSeq and is a predicted model, not a curated record. NCBI's taxonomy places the organism in Eukaryota, Viridiplantae, Streptophyta, Magnoliopsida, Brassicales, Brassicaceae.